This is a messenger RNA of Hyaloscypha bicolor E, 781 nucleotides long. RefSeq lists its product as uncharacterized. NCBI's taxonomy places the organism in Eukaryota, Fungi, Ascomycota, Leotiomycetes, Helotiales, Hyaloscyphaceae. The transcript has a single exon. The record is from RefSeq and is a predicted model, not a curated record. The coding region runs from base 227 to 679 and encodes 150 amino acids.
CUCAAGAGGAACGCAGUAAUGCGAGUACACUACAGGGCUGAGAUGUUAUCUGGAAAUCAGCGCCAGAGCCUGCAGCGAACGAGACUGAACUUAUAGUGAGAGCCUGCAUUUCUAGCGCCCCAAAGCCUAUACUUACGAGCCCGCUCUCACUAGUCUGCGCGUACAGGCUUGUUUUCAGGCCACACUUCACCCCGCACCCACACCAAUUUCCUAAAUUACCACCAAAAUGACUACUACUCCUCCACCACUUGAUUUUCAGCACCUUCCUGGCUAUGAAAUCCCUACAAAACACAAGGAAGCGAUACGCCAAUUACACUGGUUUGGCCAUGUCCCAGUUUUAAUGAUUCAGGAGCGAUAUCACCUCAACGAGAGCUCAGUUCGUCGCAUUCUGAGCUUUGAUUAUCCUGAGGGAAGACGUCCAAAUCGCACCGGCCCUGCCUUCCUUCUCUCGGACGCAAAGGUCGACGAAAUUAUCAAUUACCUCUCCGAAUCGUGGGAGCAUCGAAUCCUUAAGUACGACGUCCUUCAUGCGGAGCUUGGGCUUAAAUGCUCUGUCCCAACUUUGGAGCGGAGGCUCAAACAACGAGGCUAUUUCCGGUAUACCGCUUGCCAAAAGCCCUACCUCACGCGCAAUAUCUUUGGGCAAUGGCACAUAUAUUCUGGCAUACGGAGUGGCUAAAGGUACUCUGGUCAGACGAGGUUACCUUCUUAAUAGGUGGGAGGACUGCAAAGGAGAAGGUGACGAGGAAGAGGGGGGAGCGUCAGUGCGAGACGUGUAUAC